Molecule: messenger RNA, 620 nt
Organism: Impatiens glandulifera
Lineage: Eukaryota; Viridiplantae; Streptophyta; Magnoliopsida; Ericales; Balsaminaceae
Product: 60S ribosomal protein L31-like
Exons: 2
Coding region: 74-442 (122 amino acids)
Biological process (GO): cytoplasmic translation
Cellular component (GO): ribosome; cytosolic large ribosomal subunit
Molecular function (GO): structural constituent of ribosome
Source: RefSeq, a predicted model, not a curated record
UUAAGUAACCUGUCUUCGUGGAGAAAAAAAAUACAGAGAGAGAAUUUGCAAUUCAGGAGGCGGCGACGAAAAAAUGGUGGAAAAAGGCAGCAAAGGAAGAAAGGAAGAGGUGGUUACCAGAGAAUACACCAUCAACCUUCACAAACGCCUUCAUGGAUGCACUUUCAAGAAGAAGGCUCCUACAGCCAUAAAGGAGAUUAGGAAGUUUGCACAGAAGGCCAUGGGAACUACUGAUGUUAGAGUAGAUGUGAAGUUGAAUAAGGUUAUUUGGAGCAGAGGAAUCAGGAGUGUUCCAAGAAGAAUUAGGGUUAGAAUUGCAAGGAAGAGGAAUGAUGAAGAAGAUGCAAAGGAAGAGCUAUAUUCACUUGUUACUGUUGCUGAGCUCCCAGCUGAAGGGAUCAAGGGAUUGGGGACUAAGAUUAUUGAAGAUGAUGAAGAGUGAAAUCAAACUUUGUUUUGUUAGUACUAUUUAUUAACUUGUGUUUUAUGAAAUGAAAUCAUUGGAACCUUUUUUUUUAUGAGUUUUUACUCGGAUCUCAUCAUUUUCAUUUUAGGGUUUUGUGUUGGUUUCUAAAUGUUAUUGGAUAUCAUAAUCAAAUGCUUAUUUGUUUUUCUUCUGA